GAAUUACAUUGGAUGCAGCUUGAUCUGUUUAAGGCAUUACUGUGACAGCACUGCUGCUGGAGGCUAACUACAGACUGAAAUAAGAAAAUAGAAAUAAAGAAGAACCACUUCUGAUGUGAGAGGCUUUCCACUAUAAAGAUAACCAUGCGAUCUUUGGCCGUGCUGUUUGUUGUGCAGGAUGGUGACUGCCAAGGUGUGGGUUCUGAAGAAGCAUUUUGAGGGUUUCCCCAAAACCAGCGACUUUGACCUGAAAAAGAUAGAGCUGCCAAACCUAAAGGAUGGAGAGUUGCUGCUUGAAUCAGUGUUUCUCAGUGUUGAUCCUUAUAUGAGACCUUACAGUCGAAUGGACAUGAAGGAAGGGGACAUAAUGAUAGGCACACAGGUUGCCAGGAUUGUAGAAAGCAAGAAUCCUGCUUUCACAGUGGGGGCCUUUGUCGUGGCUAGAAGUGGCUGGAGAACUCAUUUCAUCUCUGAUGGGAAAGAUCUACAACUCCUUCCUUCCAGUUGGCCAGAAUCACUCCCCAAAUCUCUGGCUCUUGGGACGGUUGGCAUGCCAGGCCUCACUGCCUAUUUUGGUCUGCUGGAGGUCUGCAAGAUGAAGCCAGGAGAGACGGUGCUGGUUAAUGCUGCAGCUGGAGCUGUGGGCUCUGUAGUGGGGCAGCUCGCUAAAAUUGGGGGUUGCAAAGUGGUUGGCUGUGCUGGCUCAGAUGACAAGGUUGCCUAUCUGAAAAAAAUAGGCUUUGAUGAAGCCUUUAAUUACAAGACUGUUACAUCUUUGGAUGAAGCACUGCGUAAAGCCUCUCCUGAUGGCUACGACUGUUUCUUUGACAAUGUGGGUGGAGAAUUUGCCAGUAUUGCUAUCAACCAGAUGAAGAAAUAUGGAAGGAUUGCAGUCUGUGGAGCCAUCUCUCAGUACAAUGACUCCGUGCCUCAGAAAGGACCUUAUGUGCAGGUUCCAAUGAUCUUCAAAGAGCUUCGAAUGGAAGGGUUUAUUGUGACCCGCUGGAAUAACCGCCGGGAGGAAGGUCUGAAGGCACUGCUAAAAUGGGUCCUGGAGGGAAAAGUGAAGUGCCAUGAACAAGUGACUGAAGGAUUUGAGAACAUGCCAAUGGCUUUCAUUGGAAUGUUAAAGGGAGAAAAUCUUGGAAAAGCCAUUGUAAAAGUCUGAAGGUCACAUAUCCUGGGAGACUGGCACAAGAGAAUGAUUCUGUUAAAGUGCUUUUAACUCACUGAUCGGAAGGCAUGUUUCAGUCUUUUUGCUGGAUGUUUGGUGAUGAUAACUUCUGUUAAUAAUUGGGGUAGUAUGUGUAAGUAUAUGCCAAUGGCUUUGCUCUUGAAGAGCUUGAGAGUUGCUUCCCAAAGCUACACAAAAAAUAAAAGCCUUAAAACUGCUACACCUCAUCAGAAUUGUAACAGAUUUAAUAGUAGCUUGAAGCUGUCUGUGAAUUGGCUUGUAGAAAG
This is a messenger RNA of Pygoscelis adeliae (Adelie penguin), 1461 nucleotides long. It is a transcript of the gene PTGR1, whose product is annotated as prostaglandin reductase 1. Gene Ontology annotation, biological process: prostaglandin metabolic process. Gene Ontology annotation, cellular component: cytoplasm. The record is from RefSeq and is a predicted model, not a curated record. NCBI's taxonomy places the organism in Eukaryota, Metazoa, Chordata, Aves, Sphenisciformes, Spheniscidae. The transcript is spliced from 11 exons. Gene Ontology annotation, molecular function: 2-alkenal reductase [NAD(P)H] activity; 15-oxoprostaglandin 13-reductase [NAD(P)+] activity. The coding region runs from base 179 to 1168 and encodes 329 amino acids.